Molecule: messenger RNA, 9054 nt
Organism: Magallana angulata
Lineage: Eukaryota; Metazoa; Mollusca; Bivalvia; Ostreida; Ostreidae
Exons: 20
Coding region: 89-8581 (2830 amino acids)
Biological process (GO): regulation of centriole replication
Cellular component (GO): centrosome; centriole; cytosol
Source: RefSeq, a predicted model, not a curated record
GCGAGAAGAAAACAUGGCGGCCGAUUUUCAAAACAAAAUGAUAAGAGAAGAGGAAAAUUUAAGCGUUUUUGUUGUAUCAAAACGUUAAAUGGCGAGCAGACAGGUUUGGUUUUCACUCCCAAGUGAUCCUUGGUUGGAGGAGGAGGAGGAGGACUGUGACACACUUAAUCUCCUCACCCAGUCAGCACAAGGUCAGCUCAGCUUACCCCAGCAGACCUACAGACCAAGAGAGAUCAGCAGGCUCGGGUACCAUCCAUCCAUCAACCCUGGCCCUGUCCCUCGACUGAACCUACAAGAGAAACCACAGUCAGUACACACUUUUAACUUAUCUGCAAGGAGUUCACUGUCAUUCCAUUCUGACCAGUCUUCACAGGUGUCCAUAGAUUUAGAAUCGGCAUCCCUGUCUCAGUUCUCAUUUGAUGGCAGCAGCUCUUAUCAUCCCAGCUGUGAUGGACAGGAGGAGUUAAAGGACACUGUUAAUCCCAAUAGAGGCAGUACUUACAAGAUUUCAGACAAUAUGGAUGGCAAUUGCAGAUCAUCUGUUGAUUCUGGCCCAAUGAAUCGGACUGGUUCUACUAAUGACAGCCAUCAUGUGGAUUCCAGUCAGACUUCCCCAGUUCGCGGAUUAUCAUCGGAUGAAGGGUCUGGAUGGAAAUCCGAAACAACAGAGACCUCUGAGGGAAACCUCAGUCUGUCUCAGUACGCUAUUGGCGGAGACCAAUCAGAGGACGACUCGCCCCACCAUAGUGCCCCUGAAGAGUUUUUGACUUCCGCCAUCUCUGAGGUUUCAAAGGAUUUCAUCUCAGGAAAUUUCUCUCCAUCAAAGUACCCAGGGGCAUCCGGAGAAAGCGACAGUCUCUCUGAUGGGGACAAUCCAGGACAUGUGUCAGGAGCAGUGUAUGCGAGAUAUCCGGAAUCCGCGACAGGACUGUCUGAUUGUGAAUGGAAUCCGUAUGCCACUGAAUCUGAUAACAAUUAUACGCCUAGAUCAAAUGUCAGCGAGAGUGCCACUGUGCCAACGGCUAUCACCACUACAGCCUCAAUGGCAGAUUCAGAAACAUUAAGAAAAGGAGAUAAACUGGAUGAAAUCUAUGCACAACAACUCUCCAGGAAUGUCCCUGACAGGAAUAGACAUUCCCCAUCCAGUCCUAGUGCUACAGACUCCGGACAUGGGAGUGUGAAGUCCUCGUACAGAGAGGAGGAGCUCAACUUUCUACAGCCGUCUGCUUCUUAUGUUCUGUACUCUUCAGAAAACAAGUCAGGCCAACCUAAAGAAAGGCUUCCUGCAGUAGAGAAAGAUUCCAUUACCGCUGAGCAGCUUCGAUCAGGACAAAGCAAAGCUUCAGAAACAAACUCAGGAACCAAGCAGAAAUUAUAUUCCAGACCGGAGCCUUUGGGUCAGACUGAUGAAUGCCUGUACGCCAAGAGGACAUCCUCCCGAGACCCAGCCCCUGUGCAUGAGUCGAGAAAAGGUUCAGAAUCCAGGAAGAACAACACUGGAGAGUACCUGCCAGUCGAUGAGAGAGACAGGUUACUGAGCAACCUGCAUACUGAGAAUCCAACAAUAAAAAGGCUCUCAGAUCCUGGAGUAAAGUCGGAAGCUGCAACCUCAAGUUUGAAGGAGAGAUUGUCGGAUGGGGGGUUGUCUCAAAGUGGAGGAGAAGAUGGACUCUCACAGAGAGUAGCGAAACUUUUAAGCAGUGCUAAUGAACUUGGAUCUUCCCUACAUCAGAGCUUAUAUAACAAAGAGGCACUGGGUUUGGAUGAUCGGGAAAAUUUCCCAAAGUACAAGUUUUCUCCGGUACGGUCACAGUAUCAUGGUCUGUCCUCACCUAGCCCAACUCUGGGCAAUUCAGGUCAGGAAGAUCUAACCCGAUCAGCAAAGUCUAUGACAUCUGAUGUAAGCUUAAGGUCGUCUCUUGGUGAGGAGGUGGCCAAGCUCUUAGCUCGAACAGAGUAUGCCAACGGUGUAAGACCUGAUGAAGAUGUGUCUGCAGCCAGUGAACCAAGCAGCAAAACUUUCAAACCUAUUCCCAUGGAAACAAACUCUGGUGCUGAGAUGGACAGUAGGAAGAAAGAAGCUAAAGAGCACACGAGACAUGGAUCAGAGGACAGCCAGAAAUCGGAGGAUUCCCUGGAUCGUAAGGUGAAAGAGAUCCUACAGAGGACGUCAUAUGUGGAGACAAAAGAGCUCCCAAGACGGGAAGAAUCUGCUGCUCUAGAUUACUCGCGUCUACAGAGAGACUUGCAGGAAAUCCAGAACAGUUUGCCUGUUCACCUCAAUCAUGAAUCAUCAAUGGAUGCCUCAGGAGAUAGGGAGGCACUCAGGGAUAGUCUCAAAAUCAGUGAGAAAUCUUUUGUGUCCGAGACUGAGAGUAGGAGCGGAGGCAAGAAAUUACUGUGGGACCACGGAGCAGAUCUUGGGUACAAUGAUAGCGGCAGAUUUCAAGGGACUUUGAAAUCGGACACAGAAACUGUCGAGGGUAGUCCAGGCACUGUAGAUAAAAGCUUUGAGUCAUCAGGGAAAUCCAGUCAAAGGUCAAACGAUGACACGGAGAAAGGUGGCGAUACAUCGGACGUCGUGUCUGACCAGCUGGAGGUAGAGAUUGAUGAAAUUCGAAUCAGUAAUGUGGCAACUGAUGUUGAGGAAAUAAUUGCCAAGUACCAGAAGAAAAGGGGGCCUUCCUCGAUGGAGCCUCAGUUUGAGGAGGAUACAUCGGGCCUCGCUAGCAGAGUGUUCAACAUCCUGACCAAUGAACAUCCUCAGAAGCAGGCCACAGGAAUUCUGGAGAACGUUGUCAAAGAAGAGAGGAAACUCAUUGACAAGAUGGCCGACCUGCCCAGGAUGGACUCUAGCUACCAUGGAUAUGACCUUGCCUCAGCAGACAGCAGCUUUGCUCCCAAGGACACUGACAUCAGGAAGCAGCUGGAGUGGUCCCAGAUGAGCUCGCUGGAUUACGGCCACCUCGACAAGACAGCAUUGUCAGAAAUGUCCUUUAAGACUGGGUUGCCCUUCAGUGCUCUGGGGAAUGCCAAAACCUUCUUGUCCUCACAGCUCCAGAAAAUGUCUGAGCAGACAUUUAAUCACAGCAUUGAGCUGAGGACUCCAAACCGGAACGUGCUGGAGUGUUAUACAUUGUACGGAGCUGAGAGGAACCGGGGAGGACCCCAAAAGGAGGCUUGGCCCCCCACAGAAAAUCAAGGGAGACAAUCAGAGGCAGACAGAGGGAGAGCGGUCAGGGAGGAUGCAGACCCCAGAGAAAUGGACCCCCUUUCAAAUCACAGAUUUUUCCUUAACUCUUUGGAUACGACCCCUACAGAGUUAAGGCCACGUCGCUAUAGUGAUCCUCGAGAAUUCUCCCCCGAGGGAAGGGGAACCAGGGAAGGACACAACAGAAGUAAAUCGGAGGAUGACAAACCUAUAGUGCCUGACCAUGACCUUAUGUAUGAUAGAAACGGGUCACGACCCUUGACCUCAACAAGAGGUGAGAGUGGAGCCAGACCCAAGAACCCUGAUCAGAGGUCACUGGAGGGAACCCCGCCUGUUGGAAUCGGCCGACGUCUGCCAUACAAACCAAAAACACGAGACACCAGUCCCAGAAUGGGCGGGACAUCCCCAGCAGAUUCGGACCUGAGUUCUUCCAGCGUAUCCCGACGCAGAGAGGGACCCAAACUGAGGCCCUACAGGCCCCCGGGGAGUCGGGAGGUGUAUUACACGGAAACAGACGACUCAGUGGCUGACAGCGUGACCACCAUGGAGAGCACCCACACAGUCUCCAUCAGGCGAUAUUUACGAGGAAGUAGAUUGUCGCGUAGUCAAGGGUCAGAUGACGCGGUGGGUCCUUAUAUUCCGUCCCAGCACCUGGGAAGUCGACAGGAUGGACACCGAUCUUCCGGUAUCUAUGGCAACAGAAGUAAUGAUGUCGUAGAAGACGCAUUGUCAACUAUUGAGGAAAAAUCUGUGAUGGAUGAAAGAGAGCGUUAUGGAGGCAUCAACCCAUCCAGUCAAUUCAUGCGAGACAGUGGAUUAGAACACAGCAGUCGGGUUCCCAUGGCAACAGACCGAGCACCCUCUAUUGGCAGUGAUCAUCCUUCCAAUAGAAGUGGCCACUUCAGAGCUAGCAACCCUCUAAGUGGACAGAACUCCACCGCCGGGGCAUGGACUGAUCGCCCACGCAGCACAGAGGAUGCUCUAUAUGAAGACAGCAGGAUGUCAAUGACAACGCGCUCUGACCCCGGCGACCAGUUCGCCACACCCAGACGCGUGCGUGAUGUUUCGAAACUUUCUGGUCACGCACACGCCAGUGAAGACAACAGCUCUGAUAACAUUGUGAGAAGUAAAUCUAGGUCAGAGACUGACCUGGUUUCUUUAAGCCCAGAGGGAAAGCAAGUUUCCUCAUCCCCAGCCACAAAAGGAAGAUUGAUGGAUUUAUCCAACCAGCCAUCACCCAUUCCCCCCAAUCAGUCUGCCUAUCUUUCAUCGUCUUUUCAAGGGGCACUGAAUGAAAUGCAGCAGAGAAAGCAGAAACAGCAGGAUUACUGGACAGAGUCAGUGGAAGAAAAGGAGAGGGGGAAAGAGCCGCUGUCAAGGGAAUCUUAUAGGAGAUCUGAUGGAACCAGUGUUCCUUACUCAUCCAGAAAUCAGGAAGAUGAAGUUAGAAGGGGUAUUUUGGACAGACGACCAGCAACCCUCAAUAGAGGGUCUGAGUAUGGAAGAAAGAGCCCUAUUGAUGAUGUGAGGAGGAGAGGAAUUGAGGGAGAGGACAGAGGACACCCACAGGAGGAGAGAAAGCCCAGAGGCAUGGACAGUAACGGGGAGGACUACCAUAGAAGUGGAGAGAGAGAGGUGGAGAUCCAGGAGAUAGUCAGAAGCCGACCGCAGGAAGAGGAGAUGUAUGACUACACCACCAAAAAACAGGACAAGUCGGAUCGAUCUACACCUAACCAGUACGACAGGCUAGGGGACAUCAUGUCCCAGUACCAGAGCCGACCACUAGAGCCGGGCAGGGAAUCCCUGGAUUACGACUCCAGACCAAAAUCAACGGAUCCAGGCAGGAACGAGUUCUCUGUCAGAUCAUCCUACAACCCAAACAGAGGAAAUCCGGACUCAAGAUCCGGGAGAUUGCAGAAUUUGGACUUUCCAAAGACGUCAACAAAUUCCAGAUUUUUGGCAGAUGACAAUGCACAGUCAGACAGACGACAGGAUGUGGAUGUUCAAAGGUUUUAUUCACGCAAUGAUUAUGAUACCAUCGGAGGUCAAAGAUCAAAUGACCGAAGACCUCUUGAACUGGGAACCAACUUAAGUCAGGCCCACAGGGAGUCUGGAUUUUACAGUGGACAGAGUGAAAGUGACAAGGAGUACAGGAAAACAAGUCCAGCUGCACUAGAUGUCCCAGAAGUGUCAGGUUGUUCUGCUUUGGGGCCUAGUAUUAGUCCAGUGAGUCAGCCAUCAAAACUUAGGGAGGAUACUCCUUAUCGACCCCUUGAACCUGGCAGACACUUGGAUGAGCACCCACUGGAGACAGGAAGUGGUAUACAAUAUGGAUCUGAGAAUGUUCCGUAUCAACAGAGAUCGGACCUUGACUUUUACCGGUCCUCUUUACCUGACUCAGAGGCAAGUAAAAGGCAACAAAGAGUGUCACCUGAGAAUGUAGCCACUGAGAAGAAAAGAUCUGACCUAGAUAUGCAGGGGAUUAUUGAGAGGGAGAGGGGUAGGCCGUUGGACAGGGGCCAGGACUAUCUAGACAUGUUUAUAUCCAGCUCCAUAGACCGAGACACACGAGGCAGAGACAGGUCAGGUGAGAGACAGUCUGAAGGUCGGAGGUCAAGAGACAGGUCAGGUGAGAGACAGUCUGAAGGCCGGAGGUCAAGAGACAGAUCAGGUGACAGACAGUCUGAAGGUCGGAGGUCAAGGGAGAGAUCAGCUGAAAGGUCACACAGGUCAAGAUCACCAGCCAAUAGAAGCAGUGAAAGAGAACUGCGGGAGUACCUGGUGGAUGGAGAGGUCUUCACAGAGCUCCCACAAGUUCCAGAUGAGGAGUUUGAAGAUAUGUUAAGGACAGAGAGGUUAAAGGCCAAGAAAGAGCUAGAAAUGAUGAGGCAACUGAAUAGACCUAAAGGUGGCUUACUGACAGAAGAAGAGGAGAAGACUUUAGGGGCUGAGUUUGACACCAUUCCACCCAGCAAGAAAGCCCAGGCCCUGAGAGAGACCCUUGAGAAGGACAGGGACCCCUCAAUCCCGCCCAACAUCAACGACUUGUGGAGGAAGUUCCAGGAGAUGAAUGAGACGCAUAGUGACAGCAGCAUGAACACGUCGCGGAUCGAAACCCUGACCAGUCUACUGCAGAACCCAACCAAGCACGUCGUACAGAGGGCGCUGGAUGACCGCACGUAUCAGAAGGUCAAGGAGAGAAGGGUGGUACAGGGGCUGACCCAGAUGGAGAGAGAGAACCAGGCAAAGGAGAGAGAGAACCAACACAGAGAGGUGGAGAAAAUCAGGAUGGAAAAACAGAAGAGGAGGCAAACACUGAGUGAAGAGGAAGUAAAUGGAAGCUACGCAGAGAUCCUCGCCAAACAGAAGAAGAUGGUGGAAGCUGAGAAAAAGCAGAAAAAUAAGGAGAACAAAAUGAAAGGAAGCAAAAACGUACAGAUUCAGGAGGUCAAGAAACUGGGUGAUAGUGCUGAUACCCUGUACUCCAUCCCAGAAGACACCAGCUUUGAGUCAAGUAGAGGAGUCUCACCAAACGUGAUGAGCGAGUCUCAGAAGAAGGUGAAGAGGAGCAGGCAGAAGAACGUGAUCGAUCCAUUGAUGGUGAAACUCAGGGACAAAGUGGAGCGACAGAAGAACAAGAUUGAUGUGGAGAAGAGAAAGGAGAUGAAGAGGAUGGAGAAACUUCAAAAGUUAGAGAUGUUACUUGGUGCUAAAAAGAAAGGAAAGCUCUCAGAUAGAGCUAUCUCUGCUGAACUGGAGAAUGUUUCCACCACCUCAGUGCCACAGUCUGACGAUUCUACAACCUUCCUCAACUCAGAUUCAACUUUGAUGGAGGAUUCGGAUGAUUACAACCCACACGUUCUGGAUUCUACUUCAUCCAAGGACAGCAGCAUUGAAAUUCAGAGGACGCGGAUCAGGAAACCCAAGGACAACAGAGAAUUCCAAAAAUCUGCCAUGUCUGUAAUUCCAUUGGAUGACUCUGAGUCCCAAAGUGACAUUAUUAUCGUUCGUAGACCAAAAACAAAGGAAAGAAAAGAUAGGAUCAAUGAAGAAGCGGGCCAUGUGUCAAGGAGUCAGAAAAAACACAGAGACAGGGAACUUAAAAAACAGGAAAAAAGAAGCUCUCCAGUGAGGGAGAAAUUUCAUUUGGAGACCUCCCCCGUCAGAAGCAGGAAGCUGAGGGACAUAGGCACCAUGUAUCCGUCCCCCAUCAUAGUCAGCCCCCCAACUCUGCGAAGGCGCCCCAAGGAAGUAGCCAUGAAGUCUGAGGCAGUGCAGACAGCCAAUCGGUCCCUCUCUCCCUCCUAUAGUCAGACCAUGGUGAUACCUGUCCCACUGAUGUCUCCAGAGAGUCAGAGGAAAACCAGGAGUUCUGAGCCAUCCAGGAGGGGCAAAACUGCAGGACAAAGGGGACCAUCUCCAAAAUCAUCACCCAAUAGGUCAAACCUUUUCCCGCGGGAAUACACCCCUCCUCGAUCUAAAUCUCCUUCCAGUAGGUUGACCAAUCAGAAAGCUAAGGCAGAAUCAUAUGGUGAGGGUCAGCAGAGAAAUAGGUCAACAUCGCCGCCAAAAAACAAAAUGUUUGUACCGGAGUCAGACUCGGAGUAUGAAAAGUUUGUGAUGAAGACACCACCCAAAAACAAAAUGUUUACCCCCGAAACUCCAGAUGAUGAAUAUGCUGCCAGAAUGAGAGAUAGUCCAAAGGGCUUAACUUGGUACAUUCCCAUGGGCAAGGAAACCAAACCCUGGAAAAAGCCCCUCAGAGAAAGGCAGGCUCAUGCCGUCCGCAGUGAACCCUGGCAACCCAGCGGAAUCAAUGACAACCAGUGGAGAAACAUUGUAGCCAGAGAAAACCUCGAUAAAUCACGCGACACAAAGUUUGAUCUAAAUCCUGAUGGAAAACUGAUAGAAAACAAGGAGAACGCAAUGGAGGAAUCAGACGAAGACAAUCCGGACACCAAACCCCUCAACAAAAUGACUCUACAGGAUGCAUUCAAGUUGUUCAAACAGAACACGAUAUCUCACGUCCGCGAGCGUCAGAAGCGAGUUACACUGGCGGCAGAAGAGAGGAAACUGACCUCGGCUCUGCAGGCCGAGAGAGAACAGCUGUUCUCCGAGAAUAAAAAGAAAGAAGCUAACCCUGAUGCUCACCCCUACAGUGAAAAUCUCCAUGUUCCAAAGAAAAGGUCCCUCACUAAACAAGAAAUUAAAGAGCGCACAGCCAAGUCGUAUAAGAAACUUGCAGAGGUUGUCCAGAAAAAGAAACAAGAAAAGACACAGGAAGAUUAUGCGCUGAAUCGUCUAAAGGCUAAAGUUUUUAACAGGAGAAUUCAGAGACAUGUGUUGAAGAAAAGUGCAACUCUGGGGUAAAGAGAUGCCUGACUCUGUGUGGCGGGUAUAGGACAGCUGUCUGUGAUAGUGAUAUCUCUAGAUCUGUCCAUGCUCCGUUAGACAUUGUAUAACAUGCAGGGAGAGUCCGAGAUGUCACAGUCGGAGCCACAGAUAUUCUGUGUAGCACACUUUGUUUAGCCUUUACUAGGAUGUGAGCCAGUGUCUAGAGUCCAAUUUCUCAUUGUCUUUUUUUUCUUACACAUCUAGAAGGUCUGUAGAUGUAGAGAAACUGUAUAUGAUAUGAUGAGGUUUGUGCCAUGCCCAGUGGUGGAGGAGUUUAGUUAUAAACCCUCAGGAGUUGUCUGCUCCUGAACAUUUGUAGAAUUCAUAACAUCAGCUAGUUAUGAAGUGUAUGGUAUUAAUGUCUUUUUGUGGAUGUUAUCGUCCAUGGAUUGGGAAUAUCUAAUUAUCAUAUUUAUUAAUUAUCUAAUAAAUUAUUUUUGUAAUUAUGA